GAGGCCGCGACUGCUCACUUCCGGCGCGGGGCUCGACGAUCUCUCCCCCUCCCCCGCCGCCGCCCUCAGCCUUCUCAUCCCCCGCCCUUCCACCAUGGCCGCCUCUGUGUGGUGUAGGGAGCAGCUGGUCCUCCGUGUCCUCCUAUAGCGCUUACUGCCUCACCCUCACCCUUAGGGCCCGGAGCCAAAGAGCCUCGUUCCCCAGCCCUUGGGGCAGCAGCCUGGAGGGUUUCCUACCCCUAUCUGGGGGGCAGGACUCUUCUUUCACCCCCACCUCGAGGCAGAAACUUAGGGUUUUCCCUCCUUCUCUUAGGGUCAGAAGCCAGAAAGGGCUCCCCUUCCACUUUUUCACGGGGGAAGCCUCUCGAACCCUUCCCAUAGAGGCACAGAGCCUCGCCCCAGCACACAGCGGAGCUAACGGCUUUGCCUGCGCACUGCCACUCCAGAGGCAAGACCCUGAGGACCGGCUGCCUUCGCCCCUACGCGGGCGCGGCCUUUCGGAGAGGAGGGAGGAGUGGAGAGGACGGGGACGCUGCCCUCCUCCUCUCGUUCCUCUUGCCCCCCGUCCCUGGCAGCCCAGAGUUCCCUAUUUCUAGGACUUUCCUCCCAUCUACUCCCUGACCUUUUCCCGUCUCCGGGCUGCAGCCAUGGAGUUACAGAAGGGAAAGGGGGCAGCAGCAGCAGCUGCUUCGGGAGCAGCGGGAGGUGGAGGAGGAGGAGCGGGAGCAGGAUCCCCAGGAGGGGGGAGGCUGCUACUUUCAACCAGUUUGGAUGCCAAGGAUGAGUUAGAGGAGAGGUUGGAAAGGUGUAUGAGCAUCGUGACGUCAAUGACCACUGGUGUCUCAGAGAGAGAAGCCAAUGAUGCCCUCAACGCCUAUGUAUGCAAAGGUCCACCCCAACACGAGGAAAUCUGCCUGGGCCUCUUUACUCUUGUCCUCACCGAACCUGCCCAAGCCCAGAAGUGUUACCGGGACUUGGCUCUGGUGAGUCGUGAUGGUAUGAAUAUUGUCCUGAAUAAAAUCAACCAGAUACUUAUGGAGAAGUACCUGAAGUUGCAGGAUACCUGUCGUACUCAGUUGGUGUGGUUGGUACGGGAACUAGUGAAGAGUGGGGUUCUGGGAGCUGAUGGUGUUUGCAUGACAUUUAUGAAGCAGAUUGCAGGUGGAGAUGUUACAGCCAAAAAUAUCUGGUUGGCAGAAAGUGUUCUGGAUAUCCUGACGGAGCAGAGGGAAUGGGUACUGAAGAGCAGCAUCCUCAUUGCCAUGGCUGUGUACACAUACCUCCGCCUCAUUGUGGACCACCACGGGACCGCUCAGCUCCAAGCCCUGCGGCAAAAGGAAGUGGAUUUUUGCAUCUCGUUGCUUCGGGAACGGUUUAUGGAAUGUUUGAUGAUUGGCCGAGACCUCGUAAGACUGCUUCAGAAUGUUGCUAGGAUACCAGAAUUUGAACUGCUUUGGAAAGAUAUUAUCCAUAACCCUCAGGCCUUGAGUCCUCAGUUCACAGGUAUCCUACAGCUGCUUCAGUCAAGAACAUCCCGAAAAUUCCUAGCAUGUCGUCUAACCCCAGACAUGGAGACUAAGCUCCUCUUCAUGACUUCCCGGGUUCGGUUUGGUCAGCAAAAGCGAUACCAGGAUUGGUUCCAGCGCCAGUACCUGUCAACCCCAGACAGUCAGUCUCUGCGUUGUGACCUCAUCCGCUACAUCUGUGGGGUGGUCCACCCUUCUAAUGAAGUGCUGAGUUCAGAUAUCUUGCCCCGAUGGGCCAUCAUUGGCUGGCUCCUGACAACAUGCACGUCCAAUGUUGCUGCCUCUAAUGCCAAGCUGGCUUUGUUUUACGACUGGCUGUUCUUUAGUCCAGACAAGGAUAGCAUUAUGAACAUAGAACCAGCCAUCCUGGUCAUGCACCACUCCAUGAAGCCCCACCCUGCCAUCACCGCCACACUCCUGGACUUCAUGUGCCGCAUCAUUCCCAACUUUUAUCCACCACUGGAGGGCCACGUGCGGCAGGGUGUCUUUUCCUCCCUCAAUCACAUUGUGGAGAAACGGGUCUUGGCACCCUUGGCUCCCCUGUUUGACAACCCCAAAUUGGAUAAAGAGCUGCGGGCAAUGCUGAGAGAGAAGUUUCCUGAGUUCUGCAGCUCUCCCUCCCCACCCGUAGAAGUCAAAAUUGAGGAGCCAGUUUCCAUGGAGAUGGACAACCAUAUGUCAGAUAAGGAUGAAAGUUGCUAUGACAAUGCAGAGGCUGCCUUCAGUGACGACGAGGAGGAUCUCAACAGCAAAGGAAAGAAGAGAGAGUUUCGAUUCCACCCUAUCAAGGAGACGGUUGUGGAGGAGCCAGUUGAUAUCACCCCGUACCUUGACCAAUUGGAUGAGUCCCUCAGGGACAAAGUACUCCAGCUGCAGAAGGGGAGUGAUACAGAGGCCCAGUGUGAGGUCAUGCAGGAAAUCGUGGACCAAGUCCUGGAGGAAGACUUCGAUUCGGAGCAGCUGUCUGUCCUUGCUUCCUGCCUGCAAGAACUCUUCAAGGCCCACUUCCGAGGGGAGGUGCUGCCCGAGGAGAUCACUGAGGAGUCUCUGGAAGAGUCUGUAGGGAAGCCCCUCUACCUAAUAUUUAGGAACCUGUGCCAGAUGCAGGAAGACAACAGCAGCUUCUCUCUGCUGUUGGACCUUCUCUCCGAGCUCUAUCAGAAGCAACCCAAGAUUGGCUACCACCUGCUCUACUACCUGAGGGCCAGCAAAGCCGCCGCAGGAAAGAUGAACUUGUAUGAGUCAUUCGCCCAGGCCACCCAGCUGGGUGACCUGCACACCUGCCUGAUGAUGGACAUGAAGGCCUGCCAGGAGGAUGAUGUACGGCUGCUGUGCCACCUCACGCCUUCCAUCUACACAGAGUUUCCAGAUGAGACCUUGAGGAGCGGGGAGCUGCUAAACAUGAUUGUGGCUGUUAUUGACUCUGCACAGCUCCAGGAGCUGGUCUGCCAUGUGAUGAUGGGGAACUUGGUCAUGUUCCGAAAAGACUCUGUCCUCAACAUCCUCAUCCAGAGCCUGGACUGGGAAACCUUUGAGCAGUAUUGCGCCUGGCAGCUCUUCUUGGCCCACAACAUCCCCCUGGAAACCAUCAUCCCCAUCCUGCAGCACCUCAAAUACAAGGAGCACCCAGAAGCCCUGUCCUGCCUGCUGCUUCAGCUUCGAAGAGAGAAGCCCAGCGAGGAGAUGGUGAAGAUGGUGCUGAGCCGGCCCUGCCACCCCGACGACCAGUUCACCACCAGCAUCCUGCGGCACUGGUGCAUGAAGCACGACGAGCUGCUGGCCGAGCACAUCAAGUCCCUGCUCAUCAAGAACAACAGCCUCCCUCGGAAGAGGCAGAGCCUGAGGAGCUCUAGCAGUAAGCUGGCCCAGCUGACCCUGGAGCAGAUCCUGGAGCACCUGGACAAUCUACGGCUCAACCUGACCAACACCAAGCAGAACUUUUUCAGCCAGACCCCAAUCCUCCAGGCGCUGCAGCACGUCCAGGCGAGCUGCGAUGAAGCCCACAAGAUGAAGUUCAGUGAUCUCUUCUCUCUGGCGGAAGAAUAUGAGGACUCUUCCACCAAACCGCCCAAGAGCCGACGAAAAGCAGCUCUGUCCAGCCCUCGCAGUCGCAAGAAUGCCACACAGCCCCCCAACGCAGAAGAGGAGUCGGGCUCAAGCAGUGCUUCUGAAGAAGAAGACACAAAACCGAAGCCCACCAAGCGGAAACGGAAAGGGUCCUCUGCAGUGGGUUCUGACAGUGACUGAGGAUCUGUAUUCCCAGCCCCACCCCCAGUUGGACUGCCCUCUCCUCCUUGGGGAAUCAAAGGUUAAUAUGGGCUGGGGCCACAGUAGGGGAAGCACCCUCUCCCCAUUCCCAGGCUUACCCAGUUGGAAGGAUGAUCCUCCUCCUUGGCCUGGCCUGGCCCAGCCCUAGAAGCUGCCAUGCAGCCCCAGCCCCUCCCCUCCUCUCCUGGGACCUCCAGCCCCCUCACAGUGCUGCUCCUCCCACUGAUACUUGGGUUCUCAUACAAGCCAGGGUUGUGCAAAAUGUAACCGAAGUGGCAGUCCUCAACCCCCUGCUCCCUCCCCAAACCUCUCUCCUGGUUUCCCCAAGAGCCACUGCAACAGGGAAGGGAAAUCAGGAAGGGCCGGAGAAGAGCUGGGAUGAGAGUAGGCUCUGUGUGAGUGUCCGUCCUGCUUCCCCCUUCGGGUCUUGAUUUGCUCUGAGCAGGUGUCUUAGUCACUGUCCACACCCCAGUGUGAAAUGGGUGCCUCAUCCACACGGUGGGGGUGCCGUUGCUCACCGUGGAGUAGAGGCCACAGCAUUGAGAAGGAACCUGAAAGGGAGCCGCAGCCCACGUAGCAGGAGCUGGAGGCUGACGUUGGCACUUCAGGCUGGGCCAGAGCUCGGGGCAGUCCCAGAGGCAGGUUCCACAGAACUGUCACGUGGUCUCAUUUCCUUGGUUCUGUUUUUUUUUUGUUUUUCUUUUCUUGGGGCAGAUUGUCGUGUUUUAAAAGUUGUUUUUAAAAUGACAAUAAAGCCAGAACCUCUUUUGUGCCGGAGUUGCCACCCACUUUUACCCUGUGCAUGUACAGGUGGUCUCAAUUUAAUUGGCACCCCCCCCACACACACACACACACACUUGUGGCUCACAACUUCCUCCUCUCCCUUUCUGCCCUACCUCCCCCAUUGUCUAGACCCUGAGGCCACCCCUCAUCCUUCCUGCCACUACUGUCCACGCAGCGGUGGAUGCUGGCACGUCUCCCUCUGGGAUGGCCUGUCCUUAGCCGCUGCUCACUCACUGUGUGGUAUCACACUUCUGGAGAACUGAUUGAGGGUGGGAGUGCUCCAACUUGGGUCUGGACAGAGAAGAGUCCAACUUGGGCCUGGUGGGGAGAGUCCAGAUACCAGGGACAGGGCCUCUCCCUUCCACAGUCCUGGCCACUGCUGAUCCUCAUUUGUCUCCCUGCAUGAGCCUGGGAGUAGAGGAGUGAGACGGGGGCUGACUGCAGAUGGUCCUGCACGUUUGUCCUUACCAAAUCCAGGUUCUCGCCUCAGCUGCUACUCCUUCCUUUGAAAAGCUAAACCACUGGAGGCUUUUUUCCUUCCUCUCUUCCCAGUUUCCUCUGCCCCAAUUAAAACCAGGAUGAUGGAAA
Molecule: messenger RNA, 5165 nt
Organism: Tupaia belangeri chinensis (Chinese tree shrew)
Lineage: Eukaryota; Metazoa; Chordata; Mammalia; Scandentia; Tupaiidae
Gene: INTS3
Product: integrator complex subunit 3
Exons: 30
Coding region: 648-3773 (1041 amino acids)
Cellular component (GO): cytoplasm
Source: RefSeq, a predicted model, not a curated record